CGGGUGGUAAUGAUAGAAGAGAAAGUAAACAAAGGCCUUCUGAAAAAUCAACCGAGAUUUGUAUUUGACAAUGCUGGCAGUUCUUUCAAAAUAAAUGUCUGAAGAUAAACACGAGUUUGCCCAGCGAUAAAUUGCACGAGUUUUACUAAUUAGGUUUUUAGGGCCUAUUUAAAGUGUUUUUGUUCAGAAAUUUGAAUCAUUCCUCAUCUUUCAGUAUGGGUAAGAAGAAAUUUAUCGACAAGAAGAAAGCAGUUACUUUUCGAUUGGUGAACCGUAGUCAACAGGAUCCACUAUUCGUGGACGAAAAUGCUCCUCAGCAUGUGCUGGUGCCGAUAUCUGCACCAGAAAGAGAUAACCCGCGUUCUUCCGGAAUUGCAUCCAGAGCAUCUGAUUUCCCUUGCAAGGUUGAUAAAGAGAAACGCCGCAAUGAACAGGCCAAAUUCGGAAUCUACUUCGACGAUGAUUACGACUACUUGCAACAUCUGCGUGAGCCCGGUCGAAACGAAGUUUAUUGGGAACCAGUUCAAACGGCCAAAACGGCGGGCGCAGAAAAGGUCAGCAUACAACUGCCCAGUUCAGUAUUUGCAUCAGAAAUAGAAGAGAAAGAAGGUCUGAUGACCAAAAAGGCACAACAGAAACCAGGACCACGCCCGGACUGGGAUCCGGACGUUGUUGCCGCAUUGGACGAGGAUUUCAAUCACGAUGAUCCUUCGAAUCAGCUUGAGGACAACUUCAUGGAACUUGCCAUGGGUAGCGGCGGAGACUCGGACGAUGAGAAUGAUGAUUUGAUUGGUAAUGACACCGAUGGUGAUGAGUACGGAAGUGAUAUUGAUUCCAACGAGGCCGGAAUGACCGACGACGAUGAUGAAAGGCGUGAUGGUUUCGGACCACUGAGGUUCGAUCGGGAAGAAACCAAAUCUAGAUUCACGGAGUACUCGAUGAGUAGCAGUGUGAUUAGAAGAAACGAGCAGCUUUCUCUGCUUGAUGAUCGAUUUGAAAAGUUCUACGAACAAUACGAUGAUCCCGAGCUAGGGGCUUUGGAUUGCGAGGACAUUGAAGGACACGUAGAUAUCAACGAUGGUGUACUCAUGCAAUACGCAGAAGAGUAUCGGAAGGAGCGAGAUGAGAAAUAUGAUAUAGCCUACGAUAAGCAAUGGGAUAAGGAACGCAUUUUGAAACUGCAAGAGGUGUCUUCUGACGAAGAAGAAAUGAUUGAACUGGAGGUCGAAGACGAGUCACAGAAAAAAUGGGACUGCGAGAGCAUUCUUUCAACUUACAGUAACAUUUACAAUCACCCGAAAAUAAUUGAGGAACCAAAAAAACACAAAACGGCACCUAAAAUAACCAUAAAUCCUAAAACUGGAUUACCCAUGAAUGUUCUUGGUGCCGAUAGUGGUAAAUUAACCGAGAAAUCUCUUGCUAAGCUGGACCACGAAGAAAGCACUGCAUCAAAAGUCGGUACCGGACCGAAGUCACUUUGCGCCGGUAGUGUGAUUUCUACUUUGAGUGUACUUUCUAUACGACCGAAGGAUGAAUCACCGGAAGAAAAACGCGAACGGAAGAAGUUACUCAAAGAAUAUCGGUACGAACGAAGGAUAGAACGGAAGGCCAAUACAGCAUGUUUUAAGCAGGAAAAGAAACAGCAAGAAAGAAAUCAAAUCAAUAGUCGAGCCAAUGCUGGAGUUAAAAUUGUUUAAAAGCUAAAUGAAGAGUCGUUUAAUCAACUAUUAACAUGAUGGAGUAGAUUUUUCUAACGUCUAUACUAUUAAUAGAGAAUUAAAAUUCUUUUGUUGAGAAA
This is a messenger RNA of Malaya genurostris, 1798 nucleotides long. RefSeq names its product protein LTV1 homolog (gene LTV1). The record is from RefSeq and is a predicted model, not a curated record. The transcript is spliced from 5 exons. NCBI's taxonomy places the organism in Eukaryota, Metazoa, Arthropoda, Insecta, Diptera, Culicidae. Gene Ontology annotation, biological process: ribosomal small subunit export from nucleus; ribosomal small subunit biogenesis. Gene Ontology annotation, cellular component: cytosol; nucleus; preribosome, small subunit precursor. The coding region runs from base 216 to 1697 and encodes 493 amino acids.